This is a messenger RNA of Penicillium mononematosum, 1596 nucleotides long. RefSeq lists its product as uncharacterized. NCBI's taxonomy places the organism in Eukaryota, Fungi, Ascomycota, Eurotiomycetes, Eurotiales, Aspergillaceae. The transcript has 3 exons. The coding region runs from base 1 to 1596 and encodes 531 amino acids. The record is from RefSeq and is a predicted model, not a curated record.
AUGUCUUCAACAGCAACUGAAACAAUGACGCCCGUCUCUACUAAGGUGGAACAUGAAGAUUUCUUGAACAAAAUCAUUGAGCACGUCAGACAACUCACUUUCGAUCCCGAGUUCCAGAAAGCAUCGGCGACUUAUAGUCAGGUUAAAGAACAGCAGGAUCAAAUCCAGAUUCGAGAUGAAAAGCUGGACAAAUUGCAGAAGCAUAUCAAAGCUCAAGAAGAGAAUGAGUUGGUUGCGCUCAGCAGAUUUUCUGCAGUGAACCAAGCCUUGACCACCCAGAAAGAAAAGGCAGAAAAAGAAAAUUCUUCUCUUCGAAAAGCGGUUACAGAAAGAGAGAAAUCUCUGGCUGAGAUCUCUCGAAGGAUUCAAGAACUCCAAGGGCAGAUACAAACACAGCUGUCUGAAAGAUCGCAGGACGAAAGGAGGAUGAACUCAAUAAUUGCACAACACAAUCUUGAUAUUGGUUCCCUACAGAAAAGACUUAAAGAAAGAGAUACAUCGGUUGACGAAAUGAAGGCUACUACCGCAAACCUUGAGAGUCUCCUUGCUAAGGAACAAGCGAAAAGCGUUUGCCUUGAAACAGAGAAGAAGUCGCUUGAUGAAAAGAUGCAAAAGGCUCGCAGUCGACUUGAAAAGUUCGAUGCUUUUAUCCUUAAAUCUCACCAAAUUGAUGAGCAGUCAAUAAUUGAUAGGUUUGAGGGCAUCUGGGACUACGCAAUAAAUGAAAUUUGGACCGUCUUGCGCCAGAAUUUGAGCGACGAGAAUCUCAAAAAUGAUAGACGCUGGAAGAAGUUCAGACUGGAUACUGAUGCUGCUAUCCGAGAUGGGGCAAUCCAAGGGCAGCCUGCCCCCCUGUGUGCUUCGAAUUCCGAUGCCGCUAAGGGAAUGCGUUUGGCUGUGAUGUUAGGCAUUCUAUCCAGGGAAAUUGAUAAGGAGAUUUUUCAACCGAGUUACUUUCCGUCCGAGACCGGCAAUUUCAGGAUGAGCUUGAAUAAGCUUGCGAAAAGUGACAACGAAAAAGAACAUUUUUAUCGCUCCGUCCUGCUUUCUAUUGAUCGUGACGGGCAGGAAGCUGAACUUCAGUCUAGGGCCAAAUCUGUUGUUCAGAAUGUGUCCCACUAUCUUCAUGAGCUUCUUUCAACUGCCCAGUAUGGUGAGCUCAAAGAGAGGAUAAAGAACGUUGUUGAUAGGGCAAUCGAGGUCUGGCGUCCUAUCCAGAAUUCCACGAAAAGAUAUGAGACGGAAUUUGAUCCAGUCGAUUGGGCCCUCGAUGAGGAUUCUCUAUUCCAGUCUCCCGUAGGUGGUGAAGAUACCAUCGGGGCUGAGCAUCCAGACAAUCACCUUUUUGUCGUUUUCCCUGGAUUCCUUUCCUUGGAAUGUGAUGCCUUUAUUUUGACUUCCGUCGUUCCGCUCAUGAGCUCUCAGAGAUUAUGUGUUGCUGCCAAUCAAGAACUGAGGGAAGAAGUUCGAGGGCAAUCUAGCCCAACGACUAAACAACCCAGUCGUAAAAGGCAGAACUCUGUUGCUAAAUCUCAAUCGCAGUCAAACGGGAUUGGUUUUUUUGGAGGGCACUCCUCCGGAGGCCCAGGCAAUUGA